GCGGAAGACUACAUACUUUUUCCAAAGCCAAGCAUUUGUUUGGAUGAUGCUUUGCUUUCUGGUUCGCUCGUCCCAGUUGUAAAUCGUACAGUGUGUGUUUGUUUGUUGGACGGGGGCAGUGGCAUCUGUGUCGGACGGCCGGCCCUGGAACACCCUGUCACGCCUCAUAACCCACGAGGAAGGCGCUCCUGGUAAGUGGAGCAGGAUCCUGUUACUGCGAGGAGGGACUGUGCUGCCCGCCCUGCGUGACCACUGCCACGCCCUGGUGCCCCCUCCGGCGCCACGCUCCGCUGGGCCCCGCUACUACCGGAGCUGCAGACAUCGCACCGACCCUCGUCCGCACCCUUCGAACUCUAGUCGCUUUGCUGGCUUCGUGCUCGUCCGGCUGGGAUGAUGGUGGGUGGUCGCAGCUCCCAGCGCGUGCCUCUUCACGACCGGGUGAUGAUCGGUGUUGAGGUGCCGUCUCGGUGAGGACUAGGUCUGUUGUCUCCAAGGACUCGCGCCGAGUGGCCCGCACGUGGUCACGGUCGGGGCGCGACAAGAUGUGACCACGCGGCCGGCCUGGCGUGACGGGCGGGGGUUGACAUCCGUGCCGCGCUCGCGACGGUCCUGUCAGUGCCUGGCUCCCGCGCGCGCAGACAUGACCGCCUGCCGUGGCCACGCGGCCCACCUCGUCUUGCUCUACAGUGUUGUGCUGAUACGAGCUCAGAGUGCGUAUUAUGAGCCGAGGUACGUUGAGGGAGCCAACACGAACGUGGCGGAGGCGGAGCAGUUCCUGGACGACUACGAGCGCGAAGCCACGGACAAGUGCUUCCGGGUGAAGCAGGCCCAGUGGCUGUUCAGCACCAACGUCACCGACUUCCACCGCAGACACAUGCUGGAGCAGCAGGGCCUGCAGGACAAGCUGGAGCGGGCGUCCUGGCGCCGCGCCGCCUCCUUCGGCUGGACGCGCUUCUCCGACCCCGAGCUGCGCCGGAAGCUGCGAGCCCUGGUCUCCCGGGGCAGGCACGCGCUACCCGACCAGGAGCACGGCCAGCUGCAGAGGAUAGUUGCGGAGAUGAAGGACAUCUACUCCCGGGCGAGGAUCUGCCCCUACCGCGGCCGGGAGACCAGCACGUACUGCAACAUGCCCUUGGAGCCAGACGCCGUGCAGCUGCUGGCACGCUCGCGAGACUACGAGGAGCAGCUGCACCUGUGGAGGGCGUGGCGCGACGCCGUCGGCCCGGCCCUCAGGGGCCGCUACGCCCGCUACGUGCGCCUGGCCAACCGGGCGGCCAAGCUGGACGGGUUCCGGGACGCGGGCCAGCAGGAGAGGCAGCAGUACGAGGAAGACGACCUGGAGGCGGAGGCGGGCCGGCUGUGGCAGGCGGUGGCGCCCCUGUACGAGCAGCUCCACUCGUACGUGCGGCGCCGGCUGGCCGAGCGCUACGGCACGCAGAGGGUGCGGCCAGACGGCCCCAUCCCGGCGCACCUGCUGGGCAACAUGUGGGCCCAGAACUGGAAGAACAUAGCGGACCUGGUGCUGCCGUUCCCCGGCAAGCCGCCCGUCGACGCGAGGCUGGAGUUGCUGCGGCAGCGCUUCACGCCCCUCAGAAUGUUCCAAGUGGCAGAAGAAUUUUUCACUUCGUUGGGAAUGAAGCCGAUGCCAAUCGAGUUUUGGCAGUAUUCGAUGCUGGAGAAGCCUUUGGACCGGGAAGUGAAAUGCAAGGCCUCGGCGUGGGAUUUCUGCAACCGUAUUGACUACAGGAUCAAGCAGUGCACGCAGCUGACGCUGGAGGACCUGCUGUCCACGCACCACGAGAUGGCCCACAUCCAGUACUACCUGCAGUACGCCGGCCAGCCCCUGCUCUUCCGGGACGGAGCCAACCCUGGGUUCCACGAGGCGGUGGGCGACGCGGUGGGGCUGUCGGUGGCCACGCCCCGCCACCUGCAGGCCAUCGGCGUGCUCGCCAACUUCACCGACGACUACGAAACAAACAUAAAUUUUCUGUUGAUGAUGGCUCUCGAAAAGGUAGCAUACCUUCCGUACGCAUACAUCGUUGAUAAGUGGCGCUGGGCGGUGUUCUCGGACGAGCACCAGCUGGACCGCAUGAACGCCGUGUGGUGGGACCUGCGGCUGAGGUUCCAGGGCCUGGCGCCGCCGGUGCCGCGCUCCGAGCGGGACUUCGACCCGGCCGCCAAGUACCACGUGCCCGCAGACGUGCCGUACUUCAGGUACUUCGUGAGCCUCAUCCUGCAGUUCCAGCUGCACGAGGCGCUGUGCCGCGAAGCGGGCCACUACGGGCCGCUGCACGCCUGCGACAUAUACCGCUCGCGCCAGGCCGGCCGCCUGCUCAGCGAGGUGCUGCAGAUGGGCUCGUCCAGGCCCUGGACGGAGGCGGUCCACGUGCUGACCCAGGGCCGCACCCACCGGCUGGACGCGGGCGCCCUGCUGCACUACUUCCAGCCCCUCGCCACCUGGCUGCAGGAGCAGAACAGGCGCGAGGCUUCCGUGGGCUGGUCCGUCUCCGACGCCGACAUAGGUACCCCUCGCCGCGCCGGGCUCACCAUCCACCUGCACGUGCCGUGUGGCGCCUCUCCCGGGGCUCGCCCCGCCCCGCCGCUGAUCCUCGCCCUCCUGGCCCUCUGGCCCCUCUACCCCCUCCGGACCCUCAAGGAGGUGAAGGUGGUCUGUGAAAACUGAGUGGAGUAGGGGGCCGGAGGUGGUGCAUAAGCUGGGAUGGGUAGCCUCAGCCUCUUUGCAUAGCCAAAAGCUCUAACGCUCUUCCUGGUUGCGUAUGCGGCGUAUCCGCAUCCAUGCCCAUGGGGGCCCCAGGGCGGUAGGGCCUAACGGCUAAGAGCGCUGGGUCAAAAAAGAAAAGGGGGGAAACCCCUGUGACAGCUUAUAAUAUACUAAUGUGAAAACCUACUACCUAAAACACCAUCAAACACUUUCAGAUUAUUCUUCCACAAUACAGAAUUCAUGGUUAAACACUAACUAAACUAUACCCAGUUUCUCGCAAUGAACAAAACAAACUCACUCGUUACCAAACAAUUGGAAUCAAUCAGCACACGCACGGAACGAGUCCGCAAUGUGCGAGGUGCUAGCGGAUAAAAUUUCCUUCUCGAAAAGGUCACCCCAAAAAAAAAAAAGACAAAUAAGCGCGAAGACUACUUCUAGAGAGAAUUCGUUGAAUCUGCAAGCAUGCGCUGUUCUCUCGACACGCAUGAAAUUUGAAAUGCUCGCCGAAAACUAAUCUUUAAAUCGUAAUUUGUCGGGUGUCACGCGUGAACGUGUAUAACUGUGUAUAGAAGAUUCGUAAUUGUUAUGACUGCAUCGUGAUUGUUGGCAUGUCUGUAGACCUUACCCUUCGUACCUCUCCCCUCUCUGCACGCCACCAACAAGCUGCUGCCUGCACGCGCCAUGAGGCCUCCACGCCACACCCUGCUGCCAGGGUGUCCACAAGGAAUAAAUAUUUUGUACCAACUUAAGCGAGAAAAAAGUACUGGAUUUGAAGAAAAAAAAGUACUAAAUUAUAAUUUUUUAUGGUUUUAACAAUUUAGAAAGUUAUAAUGAAAUUGCAAUGCUCUAACUUAAAUAUCACACCACACACACAUACAUUCCAUAGUUUUUAAAAAUAAUUACGCCUAAUAAUAAAACAUAUUGGAGUUACUGUAAUAUUAUUAUAUAAAAAGAAAAAAAGUACUAUAUCUGAGCGUAAAUGUACUAGACCACUAAAAAAACUUAUAAAAGUACUAUAUCUAGUACGAAAGUACUAACUGUGGAAACCCUGCCUGCUGCCGUGCCGCGGCUAGCACUCUGCCUCGACACAUUUCCAAACCGCGCACCUCAAUCCUACACUGAACACUUCCCUUAACAUCUAACAACCACCACAUUGAUUUAGAAAAUACAAAUUUCCUAGUGGUUUUUUUUCUUUCUUUUGUUUCACCAAGGGUGGACAACACUUAAUGAGGACCGAUUUAAAAAAUUUAUAAAUCUACCACACUUAUGUGGUGGGCCCAGUCUCAAUUUUCUCGAAUCCGAAUCUAGAAUUUGAAUCCCAGAGGGCACCUCGAAUAUACCCCUCAAAUCCAGAUCUAGGUUUUAAGGGUCAAAAAUAAAGUAAUGCACAAUAAAUUAAACAUAUAUUAAACUAUGGUGCGGAAGUUUUUAAACAUUUUACCCUUUAAAUGUUUUGUUUCACAAAAUAAUUUCCAGAAUCAACACAUACUGUAAUUUUAUUCAUGUAAUUACAUGUUAAAAGUACAAUAUAUUUGGGAAUGGUAACAGGAUAGACGCACAGCCCUCUGAGAGCACUCUUCAAUUCACAAGCCAUGCAACUAUUGGUACAAACUUCUUUCCGUUACAGAAAAAAAUCAAUAUUUCACUGUUAUUUACCUGUAUGAAUUGUGUUCGAAAUCUUUAAUCCAUUUAAAUUACUAGGCUUGUGUGAAGCUUCGACUAAGUGAAUCAAUCAAAGUUCUUUUUAAUUUUGGAUUUGACUUCGCCAGGAAAUUUUCUAUUCGUUUUAUUUGAAGCUUCAUUUGUGAUGCAAAGCUUCGUGUCUGGUGUAAGCUUCAUGUCUGGUGUUAAGAUUUAGCAUUUGUUGCAGAGCUUUCAAACAUUGGAAGCCUAAGAUUUGCUCAUAAAAAUAUUUAGUUUUUUUUUUUUUCUUGUUAUAAUUUUUUUCUUGAAUAUAGUUGGUUACUUAAAAAAAUUAAAAGGUGGCACUCCGUUUGCUCCUAUGAAUGCUCAAUACCAAUGUUAUGCAUGAUUACUUUACAAUUUUUAUUGAAUGAUGUUAUACAUAGGGCCCAAUUGGUUAAUCACUUAAUUAGUUCAAACAUUACAGUUGUUAAAACAACUUUUAUUUUUACUUCAACCUGUAUUUUAUAAGGUAAGUGUAAUACAGCUU
Molecule: messenger RNA, 4895 nt
Organism: Bacillus rossius redtenbacheri
Lineage: Eukaryota; Metazoa; Arthropoda; Insecta; Phasmatodea; Bacillidae
Product: angiotensin-converting enzyme-like
Exons: 14
Coding region: 641-2683 (680 amino acids)
Biological process (GO): proteolysis
Cellular component (GO): plasma membrane
Molecular function (GO): peptidyl-dipeptidase activity; metallopeptidase activity
Source: RefSeq, a predicted model, not a curated record